AUGGCGGUCUACCAGUUUGUCUACGACAUGCGCUACUCCUUCUUCAAGCUGCCGGUCAUCAGUGUGACCACUACCAUCCUCUACUUCACCAUGAUCAUGGUGCUCAUAUUCUUCCUCUUCACAAGGGAGCCAACAACAAUGCCACACUACGCAAGGCUAGACUCUUGCGACCACCGCCUCCACCGGUGCAGCGAGACCCUCUAUGUCAUCUACUACUGCGACCACCACCGAUGCAGCGAGACCCUCUAUGUCAUCUACUACUGCGACCACCACCGGUGCAGCGAGACCCUCUAUGUCAUCUACUACUGCGACCACCACCGGUGCAGCGAGACCCUCUAUGUCAUCUACUACUGCGACCACCACCGGUGCAGCGAGACCCUCUAUGUCAUCUACUACUGCGACCACCACCGAUGCAGCGAGACCCUCUAUGUCAUCUACUACUGCGACCACCACCGCGAGACCCUCUAUGUCAUCUACUACUGCGACCACCACCGAUGCAGCGAGACCCUCUAUGUCAUCUACUACUGCGACCACCACCGGUGCAGCGAGACCCUCUAUGUCAUCUACUACUGCGACCACCACCGGUGCAGCGAGACCCUCUAUGUCAUCUACUACUGCGACCACCACCGAUGCAGCGAGACCCUCUAUGUCAUCUACUACUGCGACCACCACCGAUGCAGCGAGACCCUCUAUGUCAUCUACUACUGCGACCACCACCGGUGCAGCGAGACCCUCUAUGUCAUCUACUACUGCGACCACCACCGGUGCAGCGAGACCCUCUAUGUCAUCUACUACUGCGACCACCACCGAUGCAGCGAGACCCUCUAUGUCAUCUACUACUGCGACCACCACCGAUGCAGCGAGACCCUCUAUGUCAUCUACUACUGCGACCACCGCCUCCACCGGUGCAGCGAGACCCUCUAUGUCAUCUACUACUGCGACCACCACCGGUGCAGCGAGACCCUCCAUGUCAUCUACUACUGCGACCACCACCGGUGCAGCGAGACCCUCCAUGUCAUCUACUACUGCGACCACCACCGGUGCAGCGAGACCCUCUAUGUCAUCUACUACUGCGACCACCACCGAUGCAGCGAGACCCUCUAUGUCAUCUACUACUGCGACCACCACCGAUGCAGCGAGACCCUCUAUGUCAUCUACUACUGCGACCACCACCGAUGCAGCGAGACCCUCUAUGUCAUCUACUACUGCGACCACCACCGGUGCAGCGAGACCCUCUAUGUCAUCUACUACUGCGACCACCACCGGUGCAGCGAGACCCUCUAUGUCAUCUACUACUGCGACCACCACCGAUGCAGCGAGACCCUCUAUGUCAUCUACUACUGCGACCACCACCGGUGCAGCGAGACCCUCUAUGUCAUCUACUACUGCGACCACCACCGAUGUUCAGAACAAGAUUAA
This is a messenger RNA of Oncorhynchus mykiss (rainbow trout), 1419 nucleotides long. The record is from RefSeq and is a predicted model, not a curated record. Lineage: Eukaryota; Metazoa; Chordata; Actinopteri; Salmoniformes; Salmonidae.